AUGUUCCAACCAAACCCAAACCCCGAAAGAAACUCUCCAAUGGCGACGUUUUCUAUUCCUUACGUUGCUCCCAACGCGGAUUCAUGGGGUCCUCCUGAUACCACUGAUGAAGCCAAUCCUAACGCUCCGUCGACUUCCAAGUUCGCCGACUUGCCAUACUCACCAUUUGGCCGAUCAGACCGUCUUGGAAGAGCUGCUGAUUUUAUUUCUGGCAACCGCCCAGGCCAAUACGGCCGCAAUGGCCGCUAUGUCAAGGGCAGACCAUUCAAGGAAGAAGGUGAAGAAGGAGAAGAAAGUUUUCAGUUGGUCGAUACAUCAAAGACUACGACUACCAAGCGCUUUGUCACACCCGCUGCCCGUCGUAGACAACACACUGCACGUCUCCGUCAAGUUAAUGCUCGCCGUCAGCAAAAUUCUGUUGGAUCUUCGGUUUCUAAGGAGACUUUGACACGCAAGGGACCAGGAGGUCGUGGAGGUGGCCGUGGUGGGGGUCGCGGAGGCCGAGGUGGUCGAGGACACCGAUACAACAACAAUCGCGUUGAUCGAAGCCCAUCUGUUGCAGUUCAGCCAGACUGGGUCAAGGUGGAGGAAUUGGAUUUGGCCAAGCUUACCAAGCAUUUGAGCACUUCCACAACUGUUCCCACAGCACAAGAUGUAUUGUGGUGCGGAUUCCUCGAUCCUUACAAUGAUUCUUACGAUAAGGUUACAGCUCGCCAGCCGCAGCCUCUCAAGCGUAUGGAACACAAGGAGUUCUACCCUGUUACCACUACUGAUGAUCCCGUCUUGGAGAAACUUGCUAUUGAUGGAGUCGGAAAGGUAUUUGUCACUGAUACCAUUUUGGCUCACCUUAUGACUUGUACAAGAUCCGUUUAUCCCUGGGAUCUUGUGAUUCAAAAGCUUCCAGGUGGCACCCUUUUCAUUGACAAGCGUGAUAACUCGCAACUUGACUACCUCACUAUCCAUGAAACGAGUUACAACCCUCCAAGCCCAACUGAGGAUGGAAUCAACAACCCAGAGCGCCUUGGUCUAGAAGCUACCAUGAUCAAUCAAAACUUCUCGCAACAAAUUCUUAAGAAAACUGGCCGAAAGGAAAUGGCCUUGCCCAACCCCUUUUUCGAUGAAGAGGAUGCAGAUGGCAUGGAGCCUGCUUCUACCGCUUUCCGUUACCGAAAGUUUGCUCUAGACGAGGAUACUGUUUUGGUUUGUCGUACGGAGCUUCACGGUUUGGUGAAGAAGAGUCAAUAUAUGACUGCCUUUGCCCUCAACGAGUACACACCAACAGACGCCAACCAAAACACAAACAACAACGUUUGGAGAGAAAAGAUUGACUCUCAGCGUGGUGCUGUUCUUGCGAAUGAGUUGAAGAAUAACUCCUUCAAGCUCGCAAAAUGGACUGCACAAUCGCUUCUGAGCGGUGCUGAUCAGAUGAAGAUUGGUUUCUGUUCAAGAGCAACAGCCAAGAAUGCAUACGAUCAUGUCAUUUUGGCAACUCAAUUCUACCGCCCCAAGGAUUUCGCUACCCAAAUUACGCUCCAAGAAGGACAAAUGUGGGCAAUGCUUCGAUUUUUUUUCCAAUUGUUCAAUAAGCAAGAAGAAGGAAAGUAUGUCUUGAUGCGAGAACCUAACAAGGCAGUCCUCACCAUGUACAAAGUGCCACCAGAAACAUUCGAGGACGAGGAAUGA
Messenger RNA from Cylindrotheca closterium, 1683 nucleotides. The record is from the annotation of a GenBank genome assembly. Lineage: Eukaryota; Bacillariophyta; Bacillariophyceae; Bacillariales; Bacillariaceae.